AUGGACUUGCCUGGUUACACCAACGACUUGGUUAGUGCGGUUCUUGAAGCCAAUCCGAAUACGGUGGUUGUAAACCAGUCGGGAACUCCCGUCGAGUUCCCUUGGCUCUCGAAAGCCAAGGCAUUAGUGCAUGCUUGGUUCGGUGGUAAUGAGACUGGAAAUGCAAUUGCCGAUGUUCUUUUCGGCGAUGUCAACCCCAGUGGAAAAUUAGGCUUAUCAUGGCCACUUCGUGUUCAGGACAACCCUACUUUCCUCAAUUUCAGAACUGAAAAGGGUAGAGUUCUCUAUGGUGAAGACGUCUUUAUUGGAUACCGGUACUACGAAAAGUUGCAGAAACAGGUGGCAUUCCCCUUUGGCUACGGUAUAUCAUACACCAAGUUUGAGUACUCCGACUUGAAGGUGACCGCAGACGACAAGGAAAUUAAGGUUUCUGCAACCAUCAAGAAUACAGGUGACAUCGACGGAGCAGAAGCUGUACAGGUUUACAUUGCACCCAAAUCUUCUUCGAUUAAUCGUCCAGUAAAAGAAUUGAAGGAAUUCACCAAGUUACCAAUCAAACUGGGCAAGCUGGCUACUGCUUCAUUUACAUUGUCCUUGAAGGAUUCCAUUUCUUACUUUGACGAGUACCAGAACGCUUGGUGUGCUGAGAAGGGUAACUAUGAGGUUCACGUUGGAUCAAGUAGUGAUGAUAUUGAGUUGAUCGCGGAAUUCACCGUGAAGGAAACCAAGUACUGGCAUGGUCUUUAA
Molecule: messenger RNA, 747 nt
Organism: Meyerozyma guilliermondii ATCC 6260
Lineage: Eukaryota; Fungi; Ascomycota; Pichiomycetes; Serinales; Debaryomycetaceae
Exons: 1
Coding region: 1-747 (248 amino acids)
Biological process (GO): glucan catabolic process
Molecular function (GO): beta-glucosidase activity
Source: RefSeq, a predicted model, not a curated record